AUGCGCAAAGGAACUGUCGGAAGGUCGCCACAGCCCCAGCCAAAGCGGCGUGGUCAGGCCGACAGCGGUGAGGAUGACGAUGGGCACCGAAAGCCCUCUUGGAUGAUACCAGGCAGCCCCGACUACCUGGCCAUCAAGGUGCUGGUGGUCGAGGGCCGGUGCGCCCAGCGGGUGGACAAGAAGGGCAAAAUAAUCGGCGACCCCGACGUCUACGUGCGUCUCAGCUACUACGGCAACAAGUGGGAGACCCAGCUGAUGCGCAACAACACAGCCCCCAAGUGGAACGAGGCCUUCGAGAUCCCCAUCCCUCCUGACAGGCGCAACGCACUGGGCGAGCUGGAGAUCAAGGUGUGGGAUAUGUUGGACAAGAAGAAGGAGAUCUUCAUGGGCGAGCCCCGUGGAGGUCUCACCCACUGGCCGAGGGGCUAUGCCACAGGGGACUAUGGUGGCGUGAACUACGAGUACGUGGAACCGCGAAGGUACAAGCUGAAGGGCGGUGCCACCUCCAAGGAUGCGCGAGGGGACGUGGUCAUCGGCCGCCUCACCCUACGCGUGGGCAUGGUCCUCCCCAAGAAGAAAAAGUACCAGUGGGAUGAGUCCAAGGGCGAGCGUACCACCGAAAGCUUGUAA
Messenger RNA from Acanthamoeba castellanii str. Neff, 630 nucleotides. Its product is annotated as C2 domain containing protein. The record is from RefSeq and is a predicted model, not a curated record. Bases 1 to 630 code for a protein of 209 amino acids. The transcript is spliced from 4 exons. Lineage: Eukaryota; Discosea; Longamoebia; Acanthamoebidae.